Messenger RNA from Penicillium coprophilum, 600 nucleotides. RefSeq names its product integrase zinc binding domain-containing protein. The transcript has a single exon. The record is from RefSeq and is a predicted model, not a curated record. The coding region runs from base 1 to 600 and encodes 199 amino acids. NCBI's taxonomy places the organism in Eukaryota, Fungi, Ascomycota, Eurotiomycetes, Eurotiales, Aspergillaceae.
AUGAACAAUCGAUCUUCCCAGGCUCUCGCUCCCUUCACGCCCCAAACCAAGGAAAAAUUCCUGCAAUUCCUCCUCGAAAAUCCAUCUACUCGUCGAGUCUCCCGACAUGGCACGGAAAGCCUCCUCGAAUGGUUGACGAACCCUUUAAAGCGACCCACCUCACAAACAGAGUUCAGUCGACGAAACUAUGUUCGGAAGACAUUCGUCUGGGAUAUGGAUUCCCAAAAACUCCUGGCAAAGCCAAAGUCUAGUGAAGCAUGCUAUCGCGUGGUAGUUUUUGAAGAUAAAAUCGCCGAUACUGUGGAGUCGGUCCACGAAAGCAACGGCCAUGCUGGGUGGGAUGGCACUUGGAAGAGCAUCAGCAGCUCUUAUUACGGGAUAUUGAGGUCAGAUGUCAUAUAUCUGUUGAAGCAAUGUCAGAUUUGCGCCCACGACCCUUCUAAGCGCCCCAAGAGAACAAAAGCCAGCGUGAUAGACCCAUCCUCGGCUCAUGAAGCUCUGUCUAGUGCGGAAAGGGGGGUAAUUGAACGUGGUGAUACCAAUUGGGACUUUCGGGCAUGUGAAGAGCUGGCUGCAGGCCAAAACGAUGGCAAAUGUUGA